Messenger RNA from Closterium sp. NIES-65, 444 nucleotides. Lineage: Eukaryota; Viridiplantae; Streptophyta; Zygnematophyceae; Desmidiales; Closteriaceae. The record is from the annotation of a GenBank genome assembly.
AUGUUCAAGUGCCUGCUUAUAACGAAUAAGACAGGGAAUAUUCUCUUGGAAAGAUUCCACGGGCUAUCAGCGGACGAGCGCGGCCAAUGGCGUGCGUUCCUCUUCAAGCUGGGUCACGACAAUCUCUCCACCGCUGUGCCUGAAGAGCAAUUCGUGGCCUGUUACAACAACACCUACGUGGUCUACACAUCUAUUGCUGACAUCCGCAUCUACCUCAUUGGGGACGACGAGUACGAUGAGCUGGCAUUGUCGGAGAUCCUCACUAUGAUUCUCGAUCUGCUCCGGGCGGCGUGCAAGCGCACGCCGACCCAGGCGGCGCUGCUGGACCGGUAUGGCAAGGUUUGUCUGUGUCUGGACGAGGUGAUCGCGCAGGGCCGGGUGGAGCACAUGGAGGUGGACCGCAUCCUGCGCCUCUCCCGUUUAAAGCCCUUGGAUGCUUCGUGA